AUGUCUGGUGGAAAAGGUUCAAAGGGUCUGGGAAAGGGAGGUGCUAAACGCCAUCGAAUAUACCGGGACCAUCUUAGAGGUAUCACCAAACCGGACAUUCGCCGUCUAGCUCGUCGUGGCGGAGUCAAACGGAUUUCCGGCCUCAUCUACGACCAAAUUCGUGCAGUGCUCAAAGUCUUCCUCCACAGCCUUAUUCGAGAUGCAGUUACGUACAUGGAGCACAGCAGGAGGAAGAUCGUCACGGCUACGGAUGUCGUUUAUUCCAUGAAGAGGCAAGGACGUACUCUCUACGGCUUUGACAUUUAA
Copidosoma floridanum is the source of this 306-nucleotide messenger RNA. RefSeq names its product histone H4. Gene Ontology annotation, cellular component: nucleosome. Gene Ontology annotation, molecular function: DNA binding; protein heterodimerization activity; structural constituent of chromatin. The record is from RefSeq and is a predicted model, not a curated record. Lineage: Eukaryota; Metazoa; Arthropoda; Insecta; Hymenoptera; Encyrtidae.